GAGAGAGGGGGCGGGCUCAGUUCAGUCUAGCGUGUAGCGUAGCGAUGGGCGAUGAUGCCACUCCGGUGCUGUAUGUGCGCGCGCGCACGUGUUCUCGCUUGGUGCUUUUUACGCUCUUUUAUAAAUUGACGACUGAUCAAGUCCGUAUGUGCCAUUUGAUAUUUUCUUCCACCUUCAUGUUUUGUUCGGUCAGUGGUGUGACAGAGAUUGUGGAGGGCGUUGAUUAGGAUGUGGGUAACCAUGGCAACCACAGUGCGCCAGGUCAAGAGACACAACAAGACAGCUAAGAACUCUAACCAGUUCGUCACCACAGCUGAGGUGGAAGGCUACGGGCCAUAUAAGCCGGUGCCGCCUCCCAAGCCCCUGACUGCUGCCCCCGCCUGCCACUCACCUCCACCCUAUAGGAUGCCCCCGUACCCUCUCUACAGUGAGCCUACACUACCUGGCACUGCAGGGGCAGAGCCACCCCAUUCCAACCUGCAUACCCAUUCUAGCAAAUUUCCAGUAAGUUCAAGGAAUUUCUCAGUUCUUUUACUGCA
Molecule: messenger RNA, 539 nt
Organism: Homalodisca vitripennis (glassy-winged sharpshooter)
Lineage: Eukaryota; Metazoa; Arthropoda; Insecta; Hemiptera; Cicadellidae
Exons: 2
Source: RefSeq, a predicted model, not a curated record